Messenger RNA from Spirometra erinaceieuropaei, 1077 nucleotides. NCBI's taxonomy places the organism in Eukaryota, Metazoa, Platyhelminthes, Cestoda, Diphyllobothriidea, Diphyllobothriidae. The record is from the annotation of a GenBank genome assembly.
AUGAGGCUGUUUGAAUUCUGCCAACAAACUUUCUUCACUUUUGCGGGAGAGACCUAUGAACAAAUCAAGGGAACCCCAAUGGGCUCACCGGUCUCCGGUUUGGUGGCAGAACUGGUCCUACAGGAGUUGGAAAAGAUUGCCUUCCUUCAACAUGAACCGGUGUUUUGGCGACGUUACGUUGACGACACGUUCGUCAUCGUAAAGAAGGACAUGCUGCAACAUUUUCACAGCCUGCUCAACGCAGUCUUCCCGGAUAUAAAAUUCACGAGAGAAGAAGAACAGGAGCAACAGUUGCCCUUCCUGGAUGUGCUCAUCAGACGAAACCUUAACGGUGAACUUGAAACGACGGUUUAUAGGAAGGCAACGAACACCACACAGCUUCUCAGUUUUCACAGCAACCAUCCGGUGGCUCACAAACGAAGCUGUGUGAAGACACUCUUCAAACGGAUCCAAACUCAUUGCAGCAAACUGGAAGAUAGAGCGCGUGAGGCCCGUUAUCUCCGCGACCAGUUUGUGCAAAAUGGCUAUCCGAGGGCAUUCAUAAUUCGCUGCCUACGCGGUCGCCAUCAGAGAACUCAAGCAUCAACGCCACCGACGAUAUGGCAUUCUCUGCCACACAUCAAGGUUGUUUCAGAAGCGACCGAGCGCAUUGCUGCGGAGCUAGGGGUUGGAAUCGCACACCGCCCCAAAGCCACCAUGCGCAACAGGGUCAUGAAGAUCAAAGACCGGUUAAAACCCGAAGAGCAAUCUGGAGUAGUGUAUCGCAUUCCGUGUCAAAAUUGUCCUUGUAAUUACACAGGACAGACUGGACGCAUGCUCGGAUCGCGCAUACAUGAACAUAAGCUGGCUGUGAGGCGAGGCGACGCAUUGUCACAAGUGGCCGCCCACACCUACGAAAUGGGUCACGAGUUUGACUUCGCAGCCACCAAAAUAGUUGCCCACGCCGGAAACAAAACAGGCCGAGAAUUGAUUGAAGCCUGGGCCUCGGAUGAGAACUCGGUCAAUCAAUUUAUCGAUCUGGCGCCGGCGUACAGAGCCCUUCGUAGUCACCUCCAGUCGUGCGACGUCGGUCGAUGA